This is a messenger RNA of Saccoglossus kowalevskii, 3116 nucleotides long. RefSeq lists its product as uncharacterized. Gene Ontology annotation, molecular function: DNA-binding transcription activator activity, RNA polymerase II-specific; RNA polymerase II cis-regulatory region sequence-specific DNA binding. Gene Ontology annotation, cellular component: nucleus. Lineage: Eukaryota; Metazoa; Hemichordata; Enteropneusta; Harrimaniidae. Gene Ontology annotation, biological process: gliogenesis; regulation of transcription by RNA polymerase II. The record is from RefSeq and is a predicted model, not a curated record.
AAAAAAGUGUUCGUGGUCAGUCUUCGAAAUUUUCACGAUGAAUUCACCACAUCUGAUGUCAAAUAUCAUGUCGCCCGGACUUAGUGAAAGCUCUUCUACCAUGACAACGUCGACUUUAGCCUCCACGUCGUCCCUCUCACCCACAGAGAAAACGUCAUCCAUAUUGGAUCCGACAGACGAUAUAGGUGUCGGCAUGAAACUGCGACGUAGUCAUAAAGAUGACUUUCGGAGGCACAAAAAACACUCGAAAAUCGACAAGUUUGACGAGUUUCAGGAAUGGAUUGAUGGUGACGCCAGUCUUCGAUAUUCACCAAAAGAUGCGGAUGCAAGGAAACACUUGAGUGGCUGGGCGAUGCGAAACACAAACAACCACAACAAAAAAGUUCUGAAGAAAUCAUGUUUGGGUGUGUUUGUCUGUAGUAAAUCAUGCGUCAACAGCGAAGGGGAACGAACUAGCGUGAGACCAGCUACGUCGGACAGGGCGAGAAAGAAGCAGGGCGAGAAAAAGUGUCCCAAUCCUGAAUGCGAUGGACGACUCGUACACGUACAAUGUGCCGGGAAGGGUGGUUAUCCAGUCACACACUUUUGGAGACCAAUGGAAUUAGUUGUCAUAUUCCAGUCGAAAGGGUAUCAUGACCACCCAAGACCGGAUGUUGUUAAAACAACAUCUUCCGCGAAGAUUGCAUUGCUGGAAUACCACAGAUCGCAUCGCCACGAAAGACCUAAAGAAAUUUGUAAAAAAAUUGGAGUGCAUAUUCACAAGUCUUUCAAUCGAGUCGACCGCGUUGCUAGGCAACUGAGGGAGGCACAGACUCUUCUUGGCGGUGGAGAUGUCCCUGUAACACAAGGUAGACCAGCAUCAUACAGCGGGUACGCGGCUAACGGACAACAAUCCUUUCAUACAAAUCCCGGUUUAGAGCAGUGGUACCAGUCCUCCAACGAGAUGUACAGUUACGGUCUAUACGGAGGGUCACAUAACGGAAUGAGUUCACAAUACUCCUCUGAUAACUAUUAUAGUAACAACUCCGGGGAUUAUGGCUACUACAACAACAGUGUUGACGAAGUUGAUUUCAGCUGCCCGAACACCUAUUUCCAGAAACCGGUUCCUGCAAGGAAUGAUGGAAAUGGCAAGAAGUCAACUAUCCCCCUUCUCCAGAAUAUGCUGAAACGUCGACAAAUGAUGAAGGAGAUGAAAGACAAAACACACAAGUUGACAGACGGACAGUUGUCAGAUAUAUUUGAAAAUGACAAAGUCUCGUACUCGGAGAGGAAUAAGGAGUACUAUGAUCAAAGUAUGGCUGACUCCACAACAUACAUUAAUAACCACCCUGGUUACGAAUUAUCAAGCCCAACUAAGAGAAAAGCACCACCACUUCUGUACAACACCCCAAGUUUAAAACGUGUGAAAACACAUUCAGAGUCAGAUGUUGAAGGCUCUGACGGAUUGCAACAGUGUCUUACAGUUAAGGAGGAGGAGGAGGAUUCACAGAAUGCCAGCAUUAUCAAGCGUCUUCCUUCAGACACUGUCAGUGCUGAACAAAAACUUAAUGAUAGUACAACAGGUGAUCUGCCUUCUUUGCUUGAUUUCUUUGAUGUGCGUGGAACUGUACAUGAAAACACGACUACAGUCAAUACCCUGAAGUCUACGAAUUCGGCUUUUUCUCCAACAAUCCCGACCUCUCAGCGAGAGUUUCACUCAGAAUCUCAUCAUGACCAUCACCACCAUCACCACACGUCUUCAGAGAGCAUAGCACCAAUAUCAAAUGAAGAAAGCUCUACUAUGACCAGCAGCAACACAGGUGCUGUGUGUACCUCACAUAGAGAGAAUAUGCCUACAUCUCCACCUGCUAGCGGAGAUCCUGUCUUUAGUGAGCUGACCAAUGUCUGUCAUAGCUACUCACGAGGAACACCAGAAGUUGGAACACAAGGACCAACAAUGAGCCAGCUCACCGGUAGUCACGGAUACAGUCAAGAUGAAGAUAAUGGUACAUACAUCGAUUUGCUUGUCUCCAUGUACCUUGGAAACAAUAACAAUGAUAAACCGCUAUCAACGCUGAAACACGAAUUCCAUGUCUACACAGACACUUUUAACAAAUCACGUGCACAAUUCAUGCAGCAGGACAUGAGCCAACAUGGAUAUGAUCAUUACAAAUCAGCGAAUCAGUAUGACUUUACUUCCUGGUAUGAAUCAGAUCACUGGCGAAAUGCGCACGCACAUGCAAGAAUGGCAAGCCAUGGCUACGCAGAGCAUACACCACUCAGCCCUAUGCCGUAUGCUGGACAUUACGAGUAUCCCAGCAUGCAAUUCGCAGACUGGUACAACUCUGAUCCUAUGAGUGAUUCAAGUCGACUGUUGAUGUCACAAGCCUUGAACUAUCCCCAUGGUAACUCAGGAAUUUUGUACAGUCGAUCACUGUUUUAAGUGAUGGUGUGGCUAAUUUGAUAUAUUUAAGUGAAGGAUUGUCUCAUUAUAAUUUGGUACAGUAGAAAGAAUACAUCGUGCAAUACUUUAUUUAUUUGUAAAGCAGGCGCAAUUAUAGUGCAAUACUGAGCAGAGGCAAUUAGCAACACUUAUUGUAGUGUACUUGGUUGCAAACCCUUUAACAUCUAUCUUUGAAUCUACCUAAAUUUUGUUAGUAUAUAGUAACUUUUAUCUAUUUAUAAAUGAUUUUUUAAAUACAGUUUAUGGGAUGUAAGAUUUUUAAGUAAAUUAGCACCAUGCAUAUGACCAGGAUUUUACAUUCUAGGUAUUCAUCAUUUGGGCCAGUACAACACAGUUUAGCAUCACAUUUUCAGACAUACCAGACCAAUUGUUAGAUGAAUACUUGAACCAGGAUAUCAUAUGGUGUAAAGUAGUUUCAGUUACCUAGAAGUUUCCGAGUACAAGGACAUGAAUAUAUAGGAUCUAAUUCGUGGACGCCAAAAUCCAAUAACAUAAUGUUCAAAUAGUUCGAGGGAUAAUGUAUCUGUCAGAUCACCCAUUCACACCCUUAGCUUUUGCGGUUUCUUCUUAGCACAGUAACAUUUUGUCAGUUUUUUUAUCUAUAAUGUCACUCCGAGAACAACUCACAAAAACAAAAGCAUAUAAAAGUUGGAGAACCUUUUAAGAUCAAAUA